CCGCGCCAGGGUAAUGGCCCGGGCCGCCUGCGCUCUGGCAGCCGGCCCUGCGGCGGGGGAGUGGGGCUGAGCCCGUGCGCCCGGCGCGGCGGCGGGAGCGGCGGGCAGCGCGUCCCCCCGGGCGGCCCCUCCCAGGAGAGCGGCGGGGGCCCUGGCAGCAGCCGCAAGCGGACAUGCACUGUGAGCUCGCCGCGGGUCAGAAAGGCAGCGCCCGCGUCGAGGUGAGCGACAAAUGCCCGGGAGCGUCUCAGAAGGAUCUGCCGCGGGUGGCUCGUCCCGGCGCUGGUAAAGCUCACUUGAGUCCUCAGAUGUCCUUUAAAGUGUCUGUCAGUAACGGCAGUGACCACACGGAGCCUCAGCAGAGCCCCCCUGAAAUGUCAGCACCUCUGCUAGAUUUCAUCCCCAAACGACCCAGCAUAUUUGAGAGGAUUCCGAUUCUGCCCAGGGCGCAGGAGCUGCGAUGCGCUAGAGGCUCGAAAGAUUAUUUCCAGCAGCAGAAACAUCAAAGCGUGAAGGUGAACGGUGGCUACAGUCACUGCAGUCUGAUCUCUGAGAAGAAGAACAUGAUGGACAUGGAGAUGACGAGUAGCUCGGUGCCUGUGUGCAGGCAGGGUCUGUUCCUGCACACGGGGAACGCCCUGGUGCGAGACCACGCGCUGUCCCGGGACAGGCUGCUGCACGUGGGCCAGCUCAACCUGGCGCACUCGGAUCUCAGGUCACCCAGGUUUCAAGACUCAGUAGAUUCUGCUGCUCCAUGCCUGAAUGGAAGUCACCCGGCUCAGCACAUUAAACAAGAAUGCCCCAGUGAUUAUAAGGUUCUGUCUGAGGCUUCCACACAUAGGAGGAUUACAGAGGGGAUGGAGCUGAGAGCCUCCAGUAGUCUGCAUCCUGAACUAGACCUAAUGAAUAAUAGCUUUACAAAUUCAAUUUCAACCUACUUGUUUAAUAAUGAACACAGCUCCUCCCUGGGUCCUUUGUCACUUGGCACCCCUCAGCACUCGGCCAGGCUACAAACAAGCAACCUGAAGAAGAGAUGCAUCUCUGUUGUGCCGUCUUCAGCCGAAGGAAUCGAUAUUACAGCGAUCAUCCGCACGUCGCAGACGUCACUGGUCACCUGUGUGAAUGGACUGCGAGCUAACUCAGCUGGCAUUUCCUCUCAUCCUGUGGAGAUCAGUCAUCACAGCGCUCAAAAAUCCUUGCAGCCCCAGUCUUGCUCUCAGCCUGGAAACCCUUGCAGUAUUCCCUCCCCUCCAGCAUGUCUUGUACCUCUUUCCACUGAAUGUGACAGAGGUGACUGUGAGCAGAUACAAAUGCAGCAAGUCGAGGAGAAUGGCAGCCUCAGCCUUAUGAUGAAUGGCACAAGCCUUCCUCACCAGAACUCCUCGCACGGCACCCAGAAGGUGAGUUUCUUAAAACAAGAACCGGCUGACGAUUAUUCCUCCACUGCUGAUCUUUUCCGCCAUCACCAGGGGCUGCCUCCCCCUUACCACCUCCACCAGCAGCUCGGCCAGACCCCAGGGACGUUGCCUCACCUCAACACCUCCAUGUCUCCCAAGUCCCUGCAGCCCAGUGACGGCGAUGAGCAGGACCUCAGCAGUGGCAAGCAGGUCUGUCAGUGGAUUGACUGCAGUGCCACUUACGACCAACAAGACGAACUGGUCAGACACAUAGAAAAGACUCACAUUGACCAGAGGAAAGGAGAGGACUUCACUUGCUUCUGGGCAGGCUGUGUCCGCCGCUAUAAACCCUUCAAUGCUCGUUACAAACUGCUGAUUCAUAUGAGGGUUCACUCUGGAGAAAAACCAAACAAGUGCAUGUUUGAAGGGUGCAACAAGGCAUUUUCUAGGCUUGAGAACCUCAAGAUUCACCUCCGGAGUCAUACUGGGGAGAAGCCAUACCUGUGUCAGCAUCCUGGCUGCCAGAAAGCUUUCAGCAACUCCAGUGACCGCGCGAAGCACCAGCGGACACACCUGGACACCAAGCCCUACGCCUGCCAGAUUCCCGGCUGCUCCAAGCGCUACACCGACCCCAGCUCCCUGCGCAAGCACGUCAAGGCUCACUCGGCCAAAGAGCAGCAGGUGCGUAAGAAGCUAAAGUCCUGUACUGAUAUUGAGCAAGAUGUACUCAGUGAAUGCUUAGCUAUCCAGCAGCUCCACACAUCUUCACAGCACAUCCUGGAUGGGAAGUGUGGCAGAUCUGUAGGUCCUCAUGAUUUAAUUACAGGCAUGUACAGUGGAUCCAGCAGCAGCCACAACGGCCCCUCCCCAGCUGUGCUGCCACCCCCUCAUGACAUUCCUUCAAGGCACCUUCCCCUGGACUCCGCCCUGCCCAGCCCACAUCACCACCAGUCGCCGAUGGAGAGUGCCAGGGACGGGCUUGCUCCCAACAUAAUCUCUCCGCUUGUCAGCCCCCUGAAAGCUUUAGUUCCACCUUCCCUCUUGCAGAAACACGGCUCUCCAUCAUCCCACAGCCAGUCACCCAACGGGCAGCAGUUUUCUGGGAUACCAAAUACACCGUACACCCCAUUUCCCAACCAGUCUGUACAGCAGGGAUCUCAAGGUUACCAAGGCAGCUUUCACUCCAUACAAAACUGUUUCCACUACGGAGAUUGCUACAGAACAAUGGACCAGUCUGUCAGCAGUGAUGUGCUCACAGGGGAAUCCCAUUGCUUCAAUCCUCUGAGGCAGAAUGGCUAUCACAUACUCAAUGCACCUUUAGCUUCAACAGGCUAUGAGGGGAUCUCUGAAGCCCAGUGUGUAUCUGAAGACAUGGUCUCCAAUGGAACGGAUGAAAAUGGGUUCUUCCAGAACAGUGCCUUUGACCACUGCUUGAAUCACAUUCCUUCCAUCUACACAGAUACCUAAGAGCAGUGCUGGCCUCGUUUCCUUUCUUAUACCUAUAACUGCGUAUGUAAUAACAAAGGUGUUGUUCAAGUACUUUUAUUUAGUCUGUAUCCCUAUAUGUGCUCAUUUAAAUGAACACCUCACAUUUACCAAACCAUUUUAUACAUGAAUAGUCUGUAUAAGAUAAUAUUGGAACCUGUUCCUUUGCUGUGGCACUUUGAAA
Molecule: messenger RNA, 3066 nt
Organism: Passer domesticus (house sparrow)
Lineage: Eukaryota; Metazoa; Chordata; Aves; Passeriformes; Passeridae
Gene: GLIS1
Product: GLIS family zinc finger 1
Exons: 11
Coding region: 174-2864 (896 amino acids)
Biological process (GO): regulation of transcription by RNA polymerase II
Cellular component (GO): nucleus
Molecular function (GO): DNA-binding transcription factor activity, RNA polymerase II-specific; zinc ion binding; RNA polymerase II cis-regulatory region sequence-specific DNA binding
Source: RefSeq, a predicted model, not a curated record